Molecule: messenger RNA, 4605 nt
Organism: Nematostella vectensis (starlet sea anemone)
Lineage: Eukaryota; Metazoa; Cnidaria; Anthozoa; Actiniaria; Edwardsiidae
Product: leucine-rich repeat and coiled-coil domain-containing protein 1
Exons: 22
Coding region: 334-3423 (1029 amino acids)
Cellular component (GO): cytoplasm
Molecular function (GO): protein binding
Source: RefSeq, a predicted model, not a curated record
UGUCAGCGGUCUGAAGUCGCCAUUUUGAAUUUGAGCGGGAGAGUUUUGGAGAUGAUUUGAAAAAGUUUGCAAGUUCUGCCUCCUAACGAAAACGGGAUAGGAAAAAUGUAGGCUAAGAAAAAUAAUCAUCAAAAACCUUUUUUGAUGAUACAAAAUCAAAUUGUGAAACAUGGAUAACUAGUAGCGACGCUAUAGACAAAUCUGGUGAAGUUGUUUACAUUUUCAAAAUGUAAAAACAGAACGUAAAAGUUCAUGUCCAUUGAGAACAGAUUGUGCCUCAUGGCUCUGGAUGCUUUGCAUUUUAAGAAUCUGUGAAGAAACUAAUGGCAAAAAAUGUCCGGUGAUCAGAGCUCAGUUAUAAGUACUACAAGGCCAAAGGAAAUAUGCUGGAUUGAUUCUCAAAUCACAAGUAUCAAAUCACUAAAACUACAUAGUAAUCUGGUGACUUUAAACCUUCAUAGCAACCACAUAUCCAAGAUAGAAGGGCUUCAGCACCUUCAGAAUCUACGGCACUUGGAUCUGUCAUCAAACCAGAUUUCACACAUCGAGGGUUUGACUUCACUUGGGUACCUAAGAGUCUUGAAUCUUUCAUGUAACAGGAUUUAUCUUGUGGAAGGUUUGGAAAAUUUAAGAAAACUGACAAAGCUUGACUUAUCUUACAAUUUUAUUGAAAAUGUUUCUGGUCUAAAGGAUUUGCAUGGUAAUGGCUAUAGUUUAACAACAUUAUAUCUACAUGGCAACAGAAUAGCCUCACUUGAACAUUUCAUCAGCUCUGUUAUUGGCUGCAUAUCAUUGAAAGAGUUGACUCUGCAGAUGUAUGGUGAGGGCAAUCAUGUUUGCAAUGUGUCAGGGUAUCGCGAUGGUGUACUCUCAGCCAUGCCUGGACUGGCAGUAUUGGAUGGAUAUGACAGGACAGGACGGGCUGCAGCUUUAAAUGAUGAUUUGGAUAUUCCAGAACUGGAAGAGUAUAUUCAGUACCUACAGUCCUCAAGCUCUUGUGAAAUUAAAACAUCUGACUCUAGUAGCUCCAAGGAGACAAGAUUUGAUGUGGUGACUCCACGUAUUGACCAAGUGCUAAACCGUUUCAAGCAGAGGGGGCCCUUACCUUCAGACUCUGAGCAGAGUAGUGUGAACAUCUCCCCUCCAAGCCAAGAGCAGGCUAGGGACAGGCAGAUACAAGGGAUACAACCUCCAGUCGACCAUGAAGUCAGACUAGGGAUUCUAGAAAACCUCCUAGCAAACUUUGUCACUUCACAGCCACCUUCCAGAGUCCAAAGAAAAACAGAAGGCAAUAAACAAUCUGAUGAUUCAGAAAGUGAACAAGAAUUCCCCUCCAAAGAAGCCAAAACAAAGCCGGUCAGAACAGUGAGAAGCAAGGUCACUCUUAGCAAGUCUAAAUCCAAGACACAUCAACCUGGCAGCAAAAGAGCUAAAGUUCCCAAGACCACCCCUCAGAGUAGCUCAAGCUCCACCUCACCUACCACCCCUAGGGAGGGAGUUGGCCAAGACAGGGAAGUGCUGAAGGUUCGUGGGAAGCAAGCUAUUCCAACAAGAACUGUGCGGCCUCCAGAAGAUGAUGCCACCCUGAUGUCUCUAAUUCAGGAGCUUGAAGCAGAGCGUGAAAGACGUUGGAAAGCAGAACAGGCAGGGCGCAAGCUGGUAGAUCACAUAAAAACACUACAGACCAAAGGACUUCAGGAAAAGAACCUGCAAGAGGCGGCACUAGCAGCAAGUGCACGUCUGAAAGAGGCAUUGGUCAAAGAAAGAGAGAUAAAGGCUGAACUCAAGGGCACUGUAUCAGACCUGCAGAACAAGAACACUACGCUAACAGAUGAAGUUGAGAGGCUGAGGGAAUCUAAUGAAGCACAGCGCACGACACUGCGUGACAUGGAGGAUUCCGCUGGUCGAAUGGAGACAGAGAGGAUAAAACAGCAUGCCCAUGAGGUGGCUCGGGCACAGGAGUACCAAAUGGCAGCAGCUGCUGCGAAUCGUGAGGUUGAGCUACUGAAACAUGCUGUCAAACAGCACAAAGGUCAACUACAGCAACUACAAGAACUACUCGCCUCACGAGAACAGCAACAUAAGGUAGCGAUGGAGGGCAUGGUAAAGAAUGACAGCCGUGAGAUGCGCGAGGCCAUUGAGCGCGAGAUGGUGAGACAGGAAGCCCGCCAUGAGCAGGAGCUACAACAGUACAAACAAAGGCUGGACAAGCGGGAUGCUGAGUACUCUGCGCUUGAAGAUGAGUUCCGAAUGGCGCUACAAAUAGAGGCCAACCGAUUCAAAGAGUUACAAGAGGCAUUCGAGCGUGUUAGCGAGGAAGCAGCGCAGCAAAAGCACACAGUGCAAACAGCCAGUCAAAAAGAGACCAAGGCAGUCAACAUGGUCAACGAGUUAACCGCGAUGGUGAAAGAGCAGCGCGGAAGACUGACCGAGUUGUCUCGAGGAAAGCAGGAAGUCGUGGCUGAGUACAAGGAUCGCAUCCAGACCUUGGAAGGUCAGCUGAACGAUGCGCGGCGCCAGCUGAACAGACUCGAGACACUAGAGCAGGAUAAGUCCAAGCUCGCUGCGCAAAUCCGUGCUCAGGAGUCUGUUAUCGAGGGGUUGCGCACAGAGAGGAAGCUAUGGAGUCAGGAGCUCGCCCAGCAAGGUGCCUCUCUUGCGUCCGACCGAGGGCGACUGGAGUCUCGUAUCGAGGUCCUCACGGCCGAGCUGAAUCAGAUGAAGAAACAAUCACAGAGUGAUAACGAGACGAUUCGCAUAAAGGCCAAGUUGAUUGAGGAUCAGACGGACUCCACUCGCAAGCUGAGACAGGCUUUGUCUGAGCGUGAGAAUGAGAUCAAGAGAAUUCGUGACGAGAAUGCGAAGCAAGUGGCAGACCUCGAGCAAAAGCUGGCGUCAGAGUUGACAACAAGCACGGAGCUGCAGGACGAAGUGGAUGCUCUAAGACAACGUAAAGAUGAACUCAAAACACAGCUCCGAGACAGCCAGGAGGAGCUAGAGAAAACCAAAGAUGGGCUGAGGUCGCUUCGCAGCAAAUGGCAAGAAAAAAGCGGACUCAUCACACAGAUGGAGUCUGAGGUCGUCCAGAUGCGAGACAACUUUAAAGAGAAGGAAAAGACGCUUACCGAAGAGAGAGACAAGGCCAUUACCGCGGCAAGCGCUUCGAUGGAGAAACUCAAAUCAUGUGAUGACGCGUUCCGCCGUCAAUUGGAAUCUGUGAAGCACAGCCACGAAAAAGAGGUGGACAGGAUUCACAAGGAGAAGCAAUCCGAACUAGACCAGGCCAACCAGAGGGUCCUAGAAGUCGAGGAUGAAAUGCGACAACUCCUCCAGGAAAACGCACUGACAAAGAAAACCUUGGAAAAGAGGAUCAACAAGCUCACUUCCGCAUUCACAGAGAUUCAGCAAGACUUGGCGACAUAACAUAUACAGAUAGGUCAAAACAUCACAGAGAUUCAGCAAGACUUGGCGACAUAACAUAUACAGAUAGGUCAAAACAUCACAGAGAUUCAGCAAGACUUGGCGACAUAACAUAUACAGAUAGGUCAAAACAUCACAGAGAUUCAGCAAGACUUGGCGACAUAACAUACACAGAUAGGUCAAAACAUCACAGAGAUUCAGCAAGACUUGGCGACAUAACAUACAGAUAGGUCAAAACAUCACAGAGAUUCAGCAAGACUUGGCGACAUAACAUACACAGAUAGGUCAAAACAUCACAGAGAUUCAGCAAGACUUGGCGACGUAACAUGUACAGAUAGGUCAAAACAUAACAGAGAUUCAGCAAGACUUGGCGACAUAACAUACAGAUAGGUCAAAACAUCACAGAGAUUCAGCAAGACUUGGCGACAUAACAUACACAGAUAGGUCAAAACAUCACAGAGAUUCAGCAAGACUUGGCGACGUAACAUAUACAGAUAGGUCAAAACAUCACAGAGAUUUAGCAAGACUUGGCGACAUAACAUACAGAUAGGUCAAAACAUCACAGAGAUUCAGCAAGACUUAGCGACAUAACAUACACAGAUAGGUCAAAACAUCACAGAGAUUCAGCAAGACUUGGCGACAUAACAUAUACAGAUAGGUCAAAACAUCACAGAGAUUCAGCAAGACUUGGCGACAUAACAUAUACAGAUAGGUCAAAACAUCACAGAGAUUCAGCAAGACUUGGCGACGUAACAUAUACAGAUAGGUCAAAACAUCACAGAGAUUCAGCAAGACUUGGUGACAUAAAAUACACAGAUAGGUCAAAACAUCACAGAGAUUCAGCAAGACUUGGCGACAUAACAUAUACAGAUAGGUCAAAACAUCACAGAGAUUCAGCAAGACUUGGCGACAUAACAUAUACAGAUAGGUCAAAACAUCACAGAGAUUCAGCAAGACUUGGCGACAUAACAUAUACAGAUAGGUCAAAACAGUCUGCAAACAGGUCAAGAACACGUGACGAACAGAACAAAUUACACGAAUACCGCAUAACAAGUCGAUACAGGUUACGAAUUUCAAACAAUAGGGCAAAAUCUAAUCUCGUCCCAUCUUGUACAGUGGAAUUUCACAUAUGCUUUUGUAAAAAAAGAGUACUUCCUUAAAGAAAAACACAGUAUUUAUCGUCAA